This is a messenger RNA of Odobenus rosmarus divergens (Pacific walrus), 807 nucleotides long. RefSeq names its product granzyme K (granzyme 3; tryptase II) (gene GZMK). The record is from RefSeq and is a predicted model, not a curated record. Bases 1 to 807 code for a protein of 268 amino acids. Lineage: Eukaryota; Metazoa; Chordata; Mammalia; Carnivora; Odobenidae. Gene Ontology annotation, biological process: proteolysis. The transcript is spliced from 5 exons. Gene Ontology annotation, molecular function: serine-type endopeptidase activity.
AUGGUGAAGUUUUCUUCUUUUCCUCUAUUUUUCCUAACAGCUGGGGCUUUUAUGACUCCAGAAUGUUUCGGCAUGGAGAUUAUUGGAGGGCGAGAAGUGUCGCCACAUUCCCGGCCAUUCAUGGCCUCCAUCCAGUACCGCGGCCACCACCUCUGUGGAGGCGUGCUGAUCCACCCACAGUGGGUGCUGUCCGCGGCCCACUGCCGCUUCUGGCAUAAAAAAGUCCAGUUUUUCAAGGUGAUUUUAGGAGCACACUCUCUCUCAAAGAAAGAGACCUCCAAACAAAUGUUUGAGAUUAAAAAAUUCAUACCAUUCUCAAGACUUACAUCAUAUCGUAAAUCAAAUGAUAUUAUGCUGAUUAAGCUUCACACGGCUGCAACACUUGACAAACAUGUCCAGCUGCUCCACCCAAGCUCCAAAAAUGAUAUCAGAGCUGGAACAAAAUGCCAGGUUACUGGCUGGGGAGCCACCGACCCACAAUUUUUAAGGAUCUCUGAUACCCUGCAUGAAGUCACUGUUACGGUCAUAAAUCGAAAACUUUGCAACAGCCCAAGUUAUUAUAACCACAACCCUAUUAUAACUGAAGACAUGAUAUGUGCAGGAGACACCAGGGGCCAGAAGGAUUCCUGCCAGGGUGACUCAGGUGGCCCCUUGGUUUGCAAAGGUGCCUUCUAUGCCUUAGUCUCUGCAGGUCAAGGAUGUGGUGAUGCCAAGAAGCCUGGAAUCUACACCCUAAUAACCCGGAAAUACCAGGCUUGGAUUAAAAGCAAGCUUGCUCCAUCUCAGGCAAACUAUGACCACAAAUGA